Molecule: messenger RNA, 1604 nt
Organism: Zingiber officinale
Lineage: Eukaryota; Viridiplantae; Streptophyta; Magnoliopsida; Zingiberales; Zingiberaceae
Product: phosphoglycerate mutase-like protein AT74
Exons: 2
Coding region: 519-1382 (287 amino acids)
Molecular function (GO): phosphatase activity
Source: RefSeq, a predicted model, not a curated record
AGAGCUCAAUGGAGGAAUGAAGACUCAUGUUAAUCACUCAUGUUUAGUGUUCACGCCAUCAAAGGAUUUCUGAAACGAUCACGCGAAUUUCUUUACCAAAUCUAUCCAUCCUUAUCUGAACUGAAAUCUGACAAUCUUUUCUUUUCUUACGGACGUAUUAAAGAUUUCCAAUUUGGCAUCCCUGCCAACUUGAUGCCUGCCUCCCCUACUUUGCGUGACUAACUUGUGCUCUCUAACAAAAUUAGUUGUGAGCUUGAAUGAGCGUCGAGAAUAAAAAUGGAUAGCUUUUGGAGAAUUUCUGGCAAUCUUUUGCAGUUAUUGAGCUCCAGCUAACUCCUCCUCCUUUUGUUGAACAGUCAUUGCUGACAGGAUUCUGGAAUCUUAUUGCGCACCAAGCAUGGGCUUAACUUUGAUGACCGAGUCUUGCAAGGCAAGGAAAAAUGGACGACUCCGUCCUCUAUAAACGCGCUUGUUGAAUUGUCGGCCAAAGACAUCGGAGAAAGUCAUCGUCGGAGCCCAUGAACAGAGAAGAGAGGAGCCACGUCCACCGCCGCUGCCUCCCGAAGCGGAUCAUCCUGGUGCGGCACGGCGAGAGCCAGGGGAACCUUGACACGGCGGCGUACUCGACCACGCCCGACCACAAGGUCCCGCUUACUCCGCAGGGCGCCGAGCAGGCCCGCGCCGCCGGCGAGUGCAUCCGGCAGCUGCUGUCGUCGGAGGACGGGGAGAACUGGAAGGUGUACUUUUACGUGUCGCCGUACGAACGGACGCGGGCGACGCUGCGGGAGCUGGGCCGCGCCUUCCCGCGCAACCGCAUCGUCGGCGUCCGCGAAGAGUGCCGGAUCAGGGAGCAGGACUUCGGAAACUUCCAGGUGGAGGAGCGGAUGAAGGCCAUCAAGGAGGCGAGGGAGCGCUUCGGCCGCUUCUUCUUCCGCUUCCCCGAAGGCGAGUCCGCCGCCGACGUCUUCGACCGCGUUGCCAGUUUCAUGGAGUCGCUGUGGAGGGACAUCGACAUGGGGAGGGUGGAGCAGGACGAGAAGGCGGAGGUGAGCUUCGUGAUCGUGUCGCACGGCUUGACCUCGCGGGUGUUCCUGAUGAAGUGGUUCAAGUGGACGGUGGAGCAGUUCGAGCUGCUGAACAACCCCGAAAACUGCGACAUCAGAGUCAUGCAGCUCGGUCCCAGCGGCCGCGACUAUACCUUCGCCCUCCACCACUCCGAGGAGGAACUCAGGCAAUGGGGGCUGUCGCCGGAGAUGAUCGCCGACCAGCAGUGGAGGGCCACCGCCAACCGUGGCAGUUGGCACGAGAACGAUCUCUGGCAUCUGGGGAAUUUCUUCGAACACCUAAAGGACUCCGACGACGAGCAGAAGCCGACCGAGUAGCAGCCAUUUUUUUUUUUUUUCAACUCAUAAUUAUUUUCGCUUGUGUGCCAGAUAUUGCAUUCGCAUUUUGUGUCACCACUUGAUUGUUGUCUCACAGUAUCCAUACGAUUGUUUGCUAGGUCCUCUGAUCAAAGUUUCAGCUGGGCGUAGAAUAUUUAAGUUGGAUGUUUGAUUUUUCUCAGGGCCGUUUGUAUCUUAUUAUGAGAUUGGCAAUAUCGAACC